GCGAUUGCAAAGCGUCAGAGCGAGUGGAGGACGCGAUAAAGUGUCCUGCAGGGGGCUUUAUCCUUGCUGUCGUGGGUCACUCAGAGGAUUCGUCAGCUCUACUCAGAUCGCAGCUCUCUCGGAACCGAUAAAAAGUCUCGGUGUCAUCUUCGACCUUCACAGACCAUUCAAAAAUCACUCCUUUGAUCCUAUGACGACUGAAGAAGAAGCGAUCGAAGAAAGAGAGGAAUUCGAGUUUAUCGAUCCCAACGACAUCCUCGCUGAAUUGCCAGACGAUGAAGACAUACCCAUGGACGAGGACGAGGAUGGAGAGGAGGAAGAGAAGGACGGCGUAGGGGAGUUACCCUCGCGUGAACAGAGCGAAAGCUUGGUCAGUAGUUUUCGAGAACAUCAAGGGUCCGUAUUCGCAGUCUCCUGUCACCCUACACAACCCCUAGCAGCUUCUGGAGGCGAGGACGAUCUAGGAUAUAUCUGGGAUAUCACAGACGGAGAAACGAUCGUGAAGCUUACCGGUCACACGGACAGUGUGACGAGCACGGCCUUCAGUCGUGACGGGGAGAUGAUCGCCACUGGAGGGAUGGACGGGAAGGUUAGGAUAUGGCGCCGGCAUGGAAAGGAGAACUACAGAACUUGGGAGUUCUUGACUGAACUUCAAGGUCCGGAUGAAGUCAUGUGGCUCCGGUGGCAUCCCAAGGGGACUGUCCUACUCGCGGGAUCUAAUGAUUCUACCGUUUGGUUAUGGCAACUGCCAUCCGGAAACACGAUGCAGGUUUUCUCUGGCCACACGGGACCUGUCCAAUGCGGUGAAUUUACUCCAGAUGGUAAAAGGAUCGUAACAGCAUGUGCAGAUGGACUUCUCAUCCUCUGGGACCCGAGAUCUACAGCACCAAUUUUCAAACUUGGGCCUAGUAAUGCUCGUUUCGACAUGGGAGGAAUAACAUCCGUAGCAAUCAACCCUUCGUCAACGCUGGCAGUAGUAGGCGGAGAGUCGGGGGGUAUCCGUGUUGUAAGCCUCAGCAAGGGUGAAAUAGUUGGCACACCCGGAGGUCACACAGAGGGUCAAAGCGUGGAAGCCUUAAGUUUCGUGGAGCCGACAGGGAUAUCAGGAGGAGCAGGUCUGGCCGUGAGCGGUGGCGCGGAUGGCAAGGCUUACAUGUGGGACCUUAACACGAUGCGUGCGCGUGCGACGCUAGACCAUGGAGAGGAGACUAUCACAGCCGUGCUGUCCCAUCCAGUGCCGAGGAGUCCCCUUGUCACUACAGGCUCAGCGGACGGAACUCUCAAAACCUGGGAUGCCAGAACUGGCACGUUGCUGACUGUCCACAAGGGUAACGAGGGCGCCGUUUUCAGUGCGUCUCUGGGUUUGGAGGGGUCAGUUGUUGUCAGUGCCGGGGACGAUGGAUCUUGCUACGUGUUUACGAUAGACCAGUGACUGUCGUCCACAUAUGAAUUGACCCCUAUAUAUGACCUGUGCUAAGAAAGGAG
Molecule: messenger RNA, 1485 nt
Organism: Pisolithus orientalis
Lineage: Eukaryota; Fungi; Basidiomycota; Agaricomycetes; Boletales; Pisolithaceae
Product: ribosome biogenesis protein Sqt1
Exons: 6
Coding region: 191-1432 (413 amino acids)
Molecular function (GO): protein binding
Source: RefSeq, a predicted model, not a curated record